UCUAACUGCAACCAUGUCAGGCCGUGGCAAAGGUGGAAAAGCUAAGGGAAAGGCGAAGUCUCGCUCUAAUCGUGCUGGACUCCAGUUCCCCGUUGGUCGUAUUCACAGACUUUUGCGAAAAGGAAAUUACGCCGAGCGCGUUGGCGCCGGUGCUCCGGUCUAUCUAGCUGCAGUGAUGGAAUACCUUGCCGCUGAAGUAUUGGAAUUGGCGGGAAAUGCCGCUCGUGACAACAAGAAGACCAGAAUUAUUCCUAGGCAUCUCCAACUGGCCAUUCGCAAUGACGAGGAAUUGAACAAACUGCUCUCUGGUGUUACAAUCGCUCAAGGUGGCGUACUGCCGAACAUUCAAGCAGUCUUGCUGCCAAAGAAAACUGAAAAAAAAGCUUAACUGCAGCAAUUACAAACGGCCCUUUUUAGGGCCACUAAUUUUUUCAUACGAAGAAUAUUUCAUUUGCAAUUUUAUUAUCAUUAUAUUUCCUUUAAUUCUUAUGCACU
This is a messenger RNA of Trachymyrmex cornetzi, 495 nucleotides long. Its product is annotated as histone H2A. The record is from RefSeq and is a predicted model, not a curated record. Gene Ontology annotation, cellular component: nucleosome. The transcript has a single exon. Gene Ontology annotation, molecular function: protein heterodimerization activity; structural constituent of chromatin; DNA binding. Lineage: Eukaryota; Metazoa; Arthropoda; Insecta; Hymenoptera; Formicidae. The coding region runs from base 14 to 388 and encodes 124 amino acids.